UGCGAAUGCCUCUUCAUUAAAGUCGCCUGGGCCGCGGAUUCCCUCUCCUUUUCCUGUUUGCUCUCAUAUUCAUUCUCUUCUUUCUGCUUUCCCUACGCAUUUCAGCGUGUUCCUUUACCGGUUUCGCAUCUGCAUACCUCUACAACAUCUCUCCCACCACUACCAGUCAAGCCCACGCUCUUUUUGAUUUCCCGAAUCCUCGAUACUAGCUUCGCACGAUGUUCUGGGGUAGUAGCCAGCCAAAAGAGCCGAAUAGCCCUCCCCCGCCGGAUCAGGAUGCAGACAAACCCGUUACGAGGGAGAAGCUCCCCACAAAGCUGCAGCAUUUAGUGGACCGGGAAGACGACUUUUACGAUGAUAUCUACCCAUCAUACUCCGUCGACUCCACCGACACCCCAUACCGCUACGCUGCCUACGCCCAGCGCGUUCGCACAAUCCUCCUCUCCGCCCACCGCUACGUCGCCUACACCUCCGACAUUGGCGAGUCCUUCCGCCCCGUCGCACACCCGUGGCUCGUCCGUUCCGCCUACGGUAUCUCCUGGACCUACCUAGUUGGCGACGUCGGCCAUGAGGGUUACAAGGCGUACCUGCGUAAUCGGCGCGCACUAGCCCCGCCCGGCGACGCGCACAAGGAUGCCACGUCGGAGCAGAUCCUGGUCGGCAUGGCUACGGGGAAUAUUAGCAUGCCGCUGUCGAGCGAGGGGAGGGCUAAGGAGAAGGAUUCGUUGACGCCUUGGCCGACGACGGAGAUUUCGCUUGCUGAGGAUUAUCGCAUGGUUAUGGUUAAGCGAGCUGUGUUUCAGAGUAUUGCUAGCAUGGGAUUGCCUGCUUUUACGAUUCAUAGUGUGGUGAAGUAUUCGGGUCGUGCGGUGAAGGGGGUGAAGAGUACGCUUUUGCGGACGUGGUUCCCUAUCGGGCUUGGUCUCUCUGUCGUCCCCUUCCUCCCAUACAUCUUCGAUCACCCCGUCGAAGAAGCCGUUGACUGGGCUUUCGGUACCGCCCUCCGCCUCUACGGCGGCGAAGAUGCCGUCCGCCCUCUUCCUAACCAUGCCAUGCUCUCCAAGGCCGCCGCCGAGGAAAAUGGAAGCGUGACGACUGCCGCACAACUCUCGUGGGAGGAGUACAAGAACGAGCGGGAAAAGGCUCGUGAGCUCCGUCUGGAACAAAGCGGUUCUAAGUCGCUGUCAAGUUGGUUUGGAGGCUGGACCUCUGAAUCUGAGAAGCCGAAGAAGGAGUAGAAGAGUUGAGUUGGGCUGUAAAACGCUUUUCUCUGGCUGGAUACCUUCUGAUAUCUGUUACUAAUCCCCUCUCUUGUGGGUAUACACAUACAUCUCUCCUGUCACUUUCUUUUCUUGUACAUAGGACAUACAUAUGAAUAACUCUAUUAACUUCAGCUGAG
Messenger RNA from Penicillium subrubescens, 1399 nucleotides. RefSeq lists its product as uncharacterized. NCBI's taxonomy places the organism in Eukaryota, Fungi, Ascomycota, Eurotiomycetes, Eurotiales, Aspergillaceae. The record is from RefSeq and is a predicted model, not a curated record. Gene Ontology annotation, cellular component: mitochondrion. The transcript is spliced from 3 exons. Gene Ontology annotation, biological process: mitochondrial fission. The coding region runs from base 219 to 1238 and encodes 339 amino acids.